CAGUGUUCAGUGAACACACACUCUCUCUAAAAUGGUGUCGUCGUCGCUCCUUUCCCUCUCUGCAACGUUUUCGCGCCUUCACUUCAUCCCGAAGCUCUCGCUCCCGCCGGCGCUGAGCUCCGUCAGGGGAUCCGCCCGCCGCGAUCAGCGACGAGCGCGGCUCCCUCCAUCGUCGCCGCCGCCGCCGCCGCCGCCGCCUUCCGGUCCUCCGUUGGGUUCUCCUUCCUUUAGCUUCUCGACCUCGAGAACCUCCAGUUCCUCGGUUUCGUGCGGCGGAACGGCGAGCACGGACGGCGAUGAUUUGGUCGUCCUCGGCAUCGAAACGAGCUGCGACGACACCGCGGCCGCCGUCGUGAGGGGCGAUGGACAAAUUCUAAGUCAAGUCGUGUCAUCUCAGGCAGAUCUGCUCGUUUUAUAUGGAGGUGUUGCUCCCAAAAUGGCGGAAGCUGCUCAUGCCGAAGCUAUUGACCCGGUUGUUGAGAAAGCACUGAGUGAGGCUAAUCUGACAGCCAGAGAUUUAUCUGCAGUUGCUGUUACUAUCGGUCCUGGUUUAAGCCUUUGCCUUCGCGUUGGCGUGCGAAAAGCUCGAAAUAUUGCUGGGCUCUUCAGCAAGCCUAUUGUUGGUGUCCACCACAUGGAGGCCCAUGCUUUAGUUGCAAGGUUAGUCCAACAAGAUUUGCAGUUUCCUUUCUUGGCCCUUCUCAUUUCUGGUGGACACAAUCUACUUAUCCUUGCUCGGAGUGUUGGUCAAUAUGUGCAACUUGGCACCACAAUAGAUGAUGCAAUAGGCGAGGCAUAUGAUAAGACAGCAAAGUGGCUAGGUCUGGAUAUGAGGAGGAGUGGUGGACCAGCUAUAGAGCAGCUUGCCCUGGAGGGUGAUGCAGACUCAGUCAAAUUCUCAACGCCGAUGAAGCAGCAUAAAGAUUGCAAUUUCUCCUAUGCUGGCUUGAAAACCCAAGUGAGGCUGGCAAUUGAAUCCAGAAAAAUAAAUGCUCAGAUUCCUAUUUCUUCAGCAACUACUCAAGAUAGAAGUGACCGAGCGGACAUUGCUGCCUCUUUUCAGAGAGUUGCAGUUUUACACUUAGAGGAGAGGUGUGAACGUGCAAUUGACUGGGCAAUGGAAAUGGAGCCUUCAUUGAAGUAUCUGGUUAUUUCGGGAGGGGUUGCAUCGAAUAAGUAUGUCAGGUCUCGGCUUGAUCAGGUAGUGAAGAGAAGGAGCCUGGAACUUGUGUGUCCUCCGCCUAGCCUUUGCACUGACAAUGGUGUGAUGAUAGCUUGGACUGGCAUUGAGCACUUCCGGAUGGGUAGAUUUGAUCCUCCACCGCCAGCGGAUGAACCUGAUGAUGCCAUGUAUGAUUUGCGACCUCGGUGGCCAUUGGGGGAGGAACAUGUUAAAGGAAGAAGCGAAGCUCGUUCUUUGAGAACGGCCCGGAUUCAUCCGUCGCUAACAUCAAUCAUCCAAGAAUCUCUACAGAAGCAGUCCUGACUUGUCUCUCCUAUGAUCAUUUCUUCAUAGCCUGGAGCUCAGUCUAGGGAAUUAUUGUGGUGGAGCUGCUGCCGGAUGUCCGUCGUGUCGGAGAAGCAUAGAGUGAUACAGAGAUCUAAUGUUAUCAGCAGCCGGAAAGAGAACUUUGUGUAGAUGGGGAGAGAUUAGUUGUUUCAUCGGUUGGUCUGUAAAGUGUACCACAGUAAAUGAAACUCGGCGCGAGUUCGAUUUGCUUGAUGAGUAUUCCAAAUGUGACUACGUUCCAUUCUUUUCUCGGGUUAGUGAAACAAGUCGAGCUUUACUGCA
This is a messenger RNA of Syzygium oleosum, 1792 nucleotides long. RefSeq names its product probable tRNA N6-adenosine threonylcarbamoyltransferase, mitochondrial. NCBI's taxonomy places the organism in Eukaryota, Viridiplantae, Streptophyta, Magnoliopsida, Myrtales, Myrtaceae. The record is from RefSeq and is a predicted model, not a curated record. Gene Ontology annotation, biological process: tRNA threonylcarbamoyladenosine modification. Gene Ontology annotation, cellular component: mitochondrion. The coding region runs from base 32 to 1486 and encodes 484 amino acids. The transcript has 13 exons.